This is a messenger RNA of Cajanus cajan (pigeon pea), 3692 nucleotides long. RefSeq names its product (3S,6E)-nerolidol synthase 1. Lineage: Eukaryota; Viridiplantae; Streptophyta; Magnoliopsida; Fabales; Fabaceae. The record is from RefSeq and is a predicted model, not a curated record. Gene Ontology annotation, biological process: diterpenoid biosynthetic process. Gene Ontology annotation, molecular function: terpene synthase activity; magnesium ion binding.
UUUCAUAGGUAUUAACAAAGUUUGUAGUGUAUGGUCUCCUUUUAAAUACCGUAAACAUUUUGAUUCUAGCCACUGAUCCUUUCAAAAUCUCUGAUCCUUUAGCUCUACUUGCCAUGGCACUGCAUUUCAAAUCGUGCUUUCACUACCUCAAACCUCAAACUAUUGGAACAAAGGCACAACUUUCUCAAAACUCUGACAAUGUCAAAUUUGAUUUUCUACCAACAGCUAAUAAAUGGAACAUUCUUCAAGAAAACCUGUCUACAGCAUGCAGAAACUCAGAUGAUCUCAGCAAUAACCAGGCAGGGAAAUUGAAGGUUCUUAAGCGUGUGUUUACCAAUAUCGUUAAUGUUAAUGAAUGUUCACCGCAAGGAAUUUACAUGAUCGAUGCAAUACAGCGCUUAAAUAUUGAUUACCACUUCCAAGAGGAAAUUGAUGCAUUCUUAGAGAGGCAAUAUGUGAUUUCCACCACCAAUUGGGAUGCCUUCGGCAACGAUCUCCAUCAGAUUGCACUAUACUUUCGUUUAUUUAGACAACAAGGUUAUUAUGUGCCAGCAGAUGUGUUUGACAAGUUCACAAACAAGGAGGGAAAGUUCAACCAAAAUCUUGGUGGAAAUAUUAAGGGAAUGAUAGAUUUAUACGAAGCCUCACAGUUAAGCGUAGCGGGGGAAGACAUGCUCGAUGAGGCAGCACAAUUUAGUGGGCUAGUGUUGAAGGAAAAGAUGGCUUGCCUUGAUGAUCAUGAAGCUAAGUUUGUAAGAAAAACCUUAGAACACCCUUUUCACAAAAGCAUGGCAAUGUUCACCGCUCAAGAUUUCUUUGGAGAUUUCCAUGGCAUGAAUGGAUGGUUAGGUUCCUUCAAACAAGUGGCAAAAUUGGAUUUCAGUUUGUUGCAACGCUUACACCAGCAGGAAAUUAUUCAAGUUUCGAAAUGGUGGACAGAACUUGGUUUAGCUAAUGAGUUAAAACUUGCCAGAAAUCAACCACUGAAAUGGUAUAUUUGGUCCUUGGCAUGCCUCACGGAUCCUACUUUAUCAGAAGAAAGGAUUGAGCUCACAAAACCAAUCUCUUUCAUCUAUUUAAUAGAUGAUAUUUUCGAUGUGUAUGGUACGCUUGAUGAAUUAAGACUUUUCACAGAUGUUGUUUCCAGAUGGGAUAUUACAGCUUCUGAGCAGCUACCUGAUAACAUGAAGAUAUGUUUCAAGGCACUCUAUGAUCUCAUUAAUGAAAUUAGUUCCAAGAUCUACCAGAAGAAAGGGUGGGACCCCACUGAUUCUCUUCGAAAUGCGGUAAAAUGGAAGAGUUUGUGCAAAGCGUUCCUGGUUGAAGCAGAAUGGUUUGCUAAUGGGAACAUGCCGAGUGCUGAAGAGUACUUAAAGAAUGGGAUAGUGAGCUCUGGAGUGCACAUUGUGCUUGUUCAUAUUUUCUUUCUUUUGGGUCAAGGAUUAACCGAGGAAAAUGUUCACACCAUAGAUGGAAUUCCAUCCAUUCUUUCUUCCUCGGCAACAAUUCUUCGCCUUUGGGAUGACAUGGGAAAUGCAGAGGAUUAGUGGCUGGUGUCGGUGAUGACAUGGAUGUGACCACAAUGCUCGCUAACCGAGCCAAAGCCGCAAAGGCAAGCGGGAAAGUUCCGCCUCCUCGGUCGGCCUUGAAGAUUCAACGGGAGAAGCCGUCCAACGUCUUGGUUCUAUUGGGCGAUCCAAAGAGGAAGACCAGCUCAGCUCGAGUGAGGUCAUCUGAGCCGAUUACUGAGACAGAUUGCCUGAGCUUGUCCAUGAAAUGCUAGAAGCAACCGACCUUGGAGCAGUCGAGCUAUGGCGCCUUCGCUCUGCCGGCGGUCGUGGCCAGAUCCAACUUUCUUGUGCCCUCCACCCAAACCGAGAACCUAGUUGGCCUGGACCUGACCUCCAAUGGCGGACUUCAGUACUUAGAGGGAAUGUCCUCAGAUGCCGAGUAUAAGCUCUUCUGUGAGCUCGAUGCUCGGACUUCGUUGGUCGCGAAGCACAUUAUGAAGAGGUCGACGAUUGGGGAGGGUCGGCUUCAGGGGCGUCUUAGGGAGGCCGAGAACAAUUUACAAGAGGCGUUGAAUGCCAAUGCUAGGAUCACCGCAUCGGCUGAGGAGCUUAAAAAGGCUGCCGAUGCACAUAGGAGGGAAGUGAAGCUAACUGUGCAAAAGCUUCAGGCCGAGGCCGCCUCUGCGACUAGUGAGAUUGCUUGGCUGAAUGAGGCUGCUGCGAAGCUUAAAGCCGAUGCUACCGAGAAAAUUCUUGCACAGCAUGACGUCGGCUUUCAACACACUGUCUGACAGGCGUUCUAUUUCUAUGAAUUGCCCUCGGACUUUGAGUUCGACGUCAGCCGGGACUUUUAUGGGGGAAAAUUUAUAAGUUAUGCCGAGUUUCCCUACGGAGCGAAGCCUGAUGAGGAGGCUCCCCCUCGAGGGAUUUUGACCCACGCCCCCGAGACAGGGGAAGAGGAUGUCGAGAUCAACGUGACCGGCGACGGGAAUGCAGUUGUCUCGACUGCUGUGUGAAGGGUUGCUCGGGGUGGGGGUAAGUUAGGCUUCUUAGGACUUGUAACCGGGCCGUCAGUGCCUUUUGUAAUUCGUCUCUACCAUUGGCGCCGAUGAGACCUAAUUUUUUGUGUAAUUAGCCGUGUUUGAUCGGCCAUACUUGAAUGAUAGUUUAUUUUGCUUUAAUUUUUUUUGCGAUGUUCAAUAAUGUUUAACCAUAUAAAUACGUAACCGAAUUGUAUGCUCGGCAAAGGAUAGCAUUUCCGUUGGGGCAUUCCAUUGUAGUAUUUUGCCCGAUGGGUGUUUAGGAUAUCCCUCGACGCGGGGUAUGCUCGGAAAAGGGAGUAGGCUUUGUGAUUAGGGGUCAACCCCAUAUCUUCCGUGAGCGGAGUGCUCGGCCGAAGGAGUGACAGACCAAGGUGUGUCCUUAGUCGAGGGGGGUACUCGGGAGGAAUCUGUCGGGCUCGAGAUUUAAGGGAGUGCUCGGUGUGAGGUGUCGGUAACAGAGUACUCGAUUUAGAAGCAAUUGGUCAAGAUACAUCCUUGGUCGAGGAGGGUCCUCGGGAGGGAAACCUGUUAGAGUGCUCAGCCCUGGUACAUCCUUAACCGAGGAGGGUACUCGGGAGGGAAACCUGUUGGGCUCAAGUGCACGGCUUGAGCGGAGUGAUCGACAUACGUCUUUGUCGACGGUUUGGCCGAGAAUUGCACUCGGCGUUGGGGCAUGCUUAGGUCAAAAUUAGACGUUAGAGUGCUCAGCCCAGGUACAUCCUUAGCCGAGGAGAGUACUCAGGAGGGAAACCUGUCGGGCUCGAGGGCACGACUGGACGAAGUAAUCGGCAUACGUCUAGCGACAAUGUUUGGCCAAGAAAAGUACUCAGCGUGGGUGCGUGCUUAGGCCGAAAUUAGACGUUAGAGUGCUCGGCCCAAUGGUGGAGUAGUUCCUUCCAUGGAUGAUGAUAGUGUGAUGAAGGGAGACUCCUUGCCCUUGAUCUAGGUUCACCAAGGGGGGGACAAAAGGGAGGUUUAUGGUGACAAGGGAAGCUAGCCGUGAAAUGGUUGGCGGAAGUGUUUAGGGUGGCGGAAGCAUAUGGUGAAAGGUGUUUGGUGCUCACAAGGUUGGCUCACUCCAAGUGUAGAUAGAGGCCAAUCUAGGGUUUCACUCUCCAAAGGUGGAGAAUGAAGGUGG